AUGUAUUCGAUGCCCAACGGAGAGCAGGAGCAGGACCCGAAAGGGGAGGCAAGCGGAGGUGAAAGCGGCGAGUGGCAUUCUGACGGUGAAGGGGGCGAGGAGAGCGACAACCCGAGUGAUGAAGAAGAGGUCGACUCACCUCCCCGCAGGGAAAGGCGGUCCAAGCUCACCCACGAUCCGGCAAGCGCCCGCGACAAGGUGACCGUUCAGACCAGGCAGUCGUCAAAGCGUCCUCGGACGUCGUCUCCGGCGCCGACUGAAAAGGCCCCGAAGCAGUCCAAGGUUGUAGUGCCGAAGACUCGGAAAGCGCUGCCCAGAAUCAAAAUUGACAUCCCUAUUGCCUCUGCUGCCGCUACCUCUGGGACCUCUGCUUAUAAAAACGAGGAUGAGGACAUGGAAGAUGCGGUCACCUCCAACCCAGCUCCUCUCAACGUCAUUGACCUCCCCGACGAGGACGAGGACGAGCCACAGAGGCCCUUGGGGAGAAGAAACAGGAAAACGUCCGCUAGCAAGACGCCUCAGUCAACACCGGUGGCAGAACCGAUUCAACUCAACCUCGAUCUGGAACUGGCCAAGACAAAUCUGCAGAAGGCCAAGGAUGAAGCUGCUGAGAAAAUGAAUCAAGCUUUGGCGAAAAAGGACCAAGAUCUUGCGGCCGCCCAGAAAGCAGCUGACGAGAAAACUGCACUCGCCGAACAGAAGCUAGCUUCAAUCGGCAAACUGGAGGAAGAAAACGCCAAGCUGAAAACUGCCCUUGAUGAAGCCAAUAAGGAAGCAACCCGUCUGAAGAAGGAUAAGAACAAUCUGAACGAUAAAAUGGAAGGCAUUGCUCGCAAGAGGGACGAUCUGGAGAAUUAUCUGGGAGAAUUUUGCCGGAACUUCGAGGAAGAGACUGGGCGAGAUGAGACAAGCUUGGACUCCAUCCAUUCUCCGGUGAAGGACGAGGCUGACAUGAAUGUACUGCGGUUGGAAUCUCAUGUUGCUGGUGUCACCGCAUCAGAGCCGGAGGAACUGGCAAGGAUUUCUCCUGCACUCCAAACCCCACUGCCCAACCGGGCCGGAGCCACCCAGCCAACUCGACGCCCACCAGCAUGCGCCACCGCGGUCUUGGCACCACCCACGCUGCCUCACUGCGAUCACCACCACGAGGCCAAGAGGACGGAGAAAGAUGCACCAGGCAUCGGGAGCAGCAGCACCGCAGCCGCGCGGGAGGGAACCACCUCCACUGCCGUCGUGAGGGAGGCCCGUGCCUCCGGUCGCCGUCCAGACGCGGCAGCAGGGCAUACCAAGCCACCCCUGGCUCGGCCAAGCCCAAAACGGACCCAUAAAGCCCCACUGGCCACGCUGCAGCAGGUCGGCGUCAGCGCCGCCAGCACCCACUCGCCCAUCGCCGCUCCCCGCCGCCGGCCCGCCCAGACCAGAUUGGGCCCAAAGGGCCCAAAUCUGGGUCGAGCAGGCGCCGCCAGAUCGCGCCGCUACGCCACCCCGCCGCCCAGCAAAUCGCCCGCGACCACAACGAAGGGCCCCGCUGCUGCCUAG
Molecule: messenger RNA, 1539 nt
Organism: Aegilops tauschii subsp. strangulata
Lineage: Eukaryota; Viridiplantae; Streptophyta; Magnoliopsida; Poales; Poaceae
Source: RefSeq, a predicted model, not a curated record